Molecule: messenger RNA, 504 nt
Organism: Necator americanus (New World hookworm)
Lineage: Eukaryota; Metazoa; Nematoda; Chromadorea; Rhabditida; Ancylostomatidae
Exons: 3
Coding region: 1-504 (167 amino acids)
Source: RefSeq, a predicted model, not a curated record
AUGCGGGCGCGUUGCACGAUGGUGGAGAACAUUGAAGGGACUUCCCUUCCUUCCACGGGAGAUGUUCCAUCUCGUGAACGCACUAAGAAGAACACCCGUUCCUGCAUCCCACCCUGCGUACCUGCCAUGCAAGAAGUUCCUCAACUACUUGCAAUCAACUUGGUUACGAGAGCCUUUCGAGAAGAUGUGGUGCAAAUACAUGGUACACGAACAACGGACAGCAAAUGUAGUCGAGAACUACCACAUGCGCCUAAGACAAAUGAUAGGGAAGUACCAUCCACCGCUAACAGAACUUAUUCUAGUUCUUCGAAGUGUAGUUGCGGUUGCGAAGGCAACUCUCUCGAGGAUGGAAACUAUAGGAAAGACAGAGUGCGCCGAGAAAAAAUAGAAGCGGCUAUGUCCACAUUCGAGGCCACCAUUCAAGGAGGACAAAAUCCAAGCAUGGCCGAAAUUGAAAGAUAUUGCCGCAAGAUGUCACGUUACACAUCUGACAAGGCUGUAUAG